UUUGCCCCUUUAAAGGGUUCCCCACACAAUGCUGGGUGUGUUGAAUUUUUUGACAUUAGGGUGCUGGCAGAGUGACGGGGCCUCUAUAGCUGCAGCCAGGCCCUAAUCUGCCUAUGGCCCCAUAUAUACCGCCUCCUCAUGCUGCUGCCAAGUCCUGAGUCUGCAUGGCCCGGGUCCCUGUAUGGCCUCCCAUUGCUGCUGUCUUCCAUCGCCACACUCUGCCAUGUGCCACUUUCAGGGUCUCGCUCACAAUGCUGGGUGUUGUAGUCUGUCAUGGGUCCCUGUACGGCUCUACCAUUGCUGCUGUCUCCAUCGCCACACUCUGCCAUGUGCCACUUUCAGGUCUUCCUCACCCCACCUUGCUGGUGUGUUGGAUUUUUUGA
Molecule: messenger RNA, 383 nt
Organism: Staurois parvus
Lineage: Eukaryota; Metazoa; Chordata; Amphibia; Anura; Ranidae
Source: the annotation of a GenBank genome assembly